AUGAAUUCAUUUAUUGAAAUUAUUUUAACAGCAAAACGAAUGAUAUUUAAUCCAGUCAAGAUGAUUUUAUAUUAUCUUUGGGUUGUAAUUACACGUCAAGAAGAUGAUUGGAUUCAAAAACGAAAACAAUUAGCUGAACAAGAUCUCAAUAAUAAAAAUGAUGAAAUGCCAAAUGAAUUUAUUCAAGGAAUUGCUGUAACUACUCAAGUAUGUUCACCAUCAUUAAUUGUUCGUUCAGCAUUAACAUUACAAUUUUGGAUAUUUUAUUGGAAAUUAGAACGUCUACGUGUUCGAUUAUCACAAAGUCAUCCAACAUAUCUUACACAAGUUGGUCAAAAAGUACCAAAUUCAGCUAAAAUAAUACCAGUCUUAACAGAAAAUAUUAAUGUAUUUAAUAAUGAUUAUUUAAAUAUUGAAACAAUUAGUUUACGUUCAUUAAUUAAACAAGGACGUUAUUUAGUUGUUAAUUUUGCACAUGCAUCAGAUGGAUGGAAAUUUCCUAAUACUCAAUAUAGUUUUAUUAAAACUCAUCAAAAUAUUAAAGAUCGAUUAGAUGCUAUUAAAAUUCUCAUGGAAAUGUCGAAUAUUAAUCAAGAAAGUCAAAUUUCUCUUUAUUCUGAUGCAUUUGAUAAUCAUACAAAUUAUUUAUUUCGUGCAUGGCCCGAAAGAUUGUAUGUUUUACAUAAUGAUAAGAUCUUAUAUCAAGGUCAAAAUGGACCAAGUGGAUAUUCAAUUCCAUCUUUAGAUUAUUUUUUAAAAAAAAAUGUUCCGAUGACGAACUAA
Molecule: messenger RNA, 783 nt
Organism: Rotaria sp. Silwood1
Lineage: Eukaryota; Metazoa; Rotifera; Eurotatoria; Philodinida; Philodinidae
Source: the annotation of a GenBank genome assembly